Molecule: messenger RNA, 1529 nt
Organism: Gymnodraco acuticeps
Lineage: Eukaryota; Metazoa; Chordata; Actinopteri; Perciformes; Bathydraconidae
Product: interphotoreceptor matrix proteoglycan 1-like
Exons: 6
Coding region: 206-763 (185 amino acids)
Biological process (GO): visual perception
Source: RefSeq, a predicted model, not a curated record
CGGACGACAUAUCGACGAGGCUGUACAGGAUCUUGCAGUUGAGUUGGAUCAAUCGGACCUAUCAACCAAUGAGAUUUCAGAAUCAGAAGAAUCAGAAACAGGUUUCUCACCAGAAGAGGGGAGUGGCUUCCUGUCUGUUGUUGAGGAACAAACCAGCGCUCCCUCCACGGCCCGGCCUCCUGUGAAGUAUCUCACCACGCCCUCCAUGACCACAGCGAGUAACGGAAGAGAACUGGUGGUGUUCUUCAGUCUGCGCGUCACCAACAUGGACUUCUCCCUAGAUCUUUUCAACAAGACGUCGUCCGAAUACAGGUCCCUGGAGAGCACCUUCUUAGACGUGCUGAUGCCGUACCUGCAGGCCAACCUGACGGGCUUCAAGAAGCUGGAGAUCCUGAACUUCAGGCGGGGCAGCGUGGUGGUGAACAGCAAGGUGAAGUUCUCCCGCUCCGUGCCAUACAACAUCACUGAGGCCGUGACAUGUGUCCUGGAGGAGUUCUGCUCCGACGCCAUGAAACACCUGCACAUCCAGAUCGACACACACUCUCUGGACGUGGAGCCAGCGGAUCAGGCGGAUCCCUGUAAGUUCCUGGCCUGUGAGGAGUUCUCUCGCUGCGUUCUGAGCGGCAGGAUGAAAGAAGCUCGGUGUGUUUGUGAACCUGGUUUCCUGUCAGUGGACGGACUUCCCUGCCAGAGUGUUUGUGACCUGAAUCCAGACUUCUGCAGACACAGAGACAGCCCCGCCCUCUCAGGACUCUCCAGUUAAAGCGAAGCAUCUGAUUGGACGACACCUGAGAAUAACACAACAGACUCGAUGAAACGGGACUCAGCAGGUCCUCGUCUCUUCUUCAGUUAAACAUCAGACACUCUUCAGAGCUGAACAGCUUUCAGGACAAACUGUACCAACUCUCCAGAGCUCUUUCACACCAGAGGACGAUCUCCAGACAUUUUGGACACUUUUUAAAAAACUGUCGGACAGCCUUCGUCUCAGCGGGAUAUCGAUCCACGACGGACUGUUUUUGUCUGAUUCUCUCUUUGUGUUUGUGUAGUGAGUAGCGUGUUAAACACUCAGGAUGUUUAGGUUUGCUAACACGCCAAAGUCCAGGAGGCCCAAACAGCCGCCCUGUUGAACCCCUAAACGUCUGGACGGAAGACGAAGAGCACAUUAUCGGUCAUGAAAAUCCACAGACUAGAUUAUUGGAUCCCAACCCUUUAGCGUGUAACCCUUAAAACAUAUUGUAAUAUAAUGUUAAUAUAAUUAUUAAUGCCACUUUCUGUCUGGAGCGUAUGUGUUGUCGUUUGGAGAUCAACCAAAAAGUGUUUCCCCCUUCUCAUAUUGAUUCUUUUAAAGGGCUUAAUGAGUUGAUAGUAUCCAAGGGUUUGUUUGUUUGCAAGCUUACGGAAAAACUAUAGGUCCGAUUUUCACGAAUCUUGUUGGAAGUGUGUAGAAGUGAUUGCGUUUUACACAAAUGAUACAUUUCAUUAAACGACUCUACAGCCGUACCACCUGCUGUGUGUGGCUGAAUGCUAAA